Phytophthora nicotianae INRA-310 is the source of this 2184-nucleotide messenger RNA. RefSeq lists its product as hypothetical. NCBI's taxonomy places the organism in Eukaryota, Oomycota, Peronosporomycetes, Peronosporales, Peronosporaceae. The record is from RefSeq and is a predicted model, not a curated record. Bases 1 to 2184 code for a protein of 727 amino acids. The transcript has a single exon.
AUGUCAGAGAUCACAUCUACUGCUACAGCGACCAACAGAAGGAGCGAGUUAACGACGGCUAAGUCGCACGAAUACACGAUAUGUCUGCUAGGUGACUGGGCACCUACGGCGCCCACGAAGAUGAAACCUCCGUCUCAAGCUGUACACGAAGUAACAGCAGAUCUCGAGUCUCCGAUUGUUCAGGUUAGUUGCGGUUCAGGUUGGAAUUGUCUGCUCUGUGAAGAUGGACGAGCAUAUUCUUUCGGGGACAAUACCUACGGGCAGCUCGGACAGAGUCACGAUCGACCAUACGUCGCUGUACCAGAGCCAAUGUCCACUCCAUUCUGCUUGCAACCACGACGACGCAUUAUUCGCUUGUCAUGUGGGAGUGUCCAUGGGGGAUUUGUGCUGGAUGUUGGUGAGCUAUACAUGUUUGGCUGUGGAUCUUACGGGCGUUUGGGUACGGGCAACGAAGCAAAUGCGUGUUUACCAACACUGGUAUCGAUGAAAUGGUCGACGCUUCUAGCUGUAAACACAGCUCGUAAGCAACAGAACAGCUCGAUGACGGAUGGAGACGAAGACGAGGCGAGAUUCAAAGACAUUAGCUGUGGUGAUCGGCACACUUUGACCCUCGCAGUUCGGAUAACGCGCGCAAAUUCUGAUUGCUGGAGCAAUGCUACAAAGUCCAAGACGAGUAUUAUCUCAUUUGGAGAUGGAUUGAAUGGACGACUCGGCAUAGGAGACGAGAAGGAUCGAUACGAAGGAACAUUGCUCACUACUUGGAUUGCUGCGUCGAGUGUCCCAGGGGUUGGUAUAACCGGAAACAACGGUUGUAUGGCUCCUCCCAUGAUCUCUGCUAUCUGCGCUGGUAGUACACACAACCUAGCACUCUCGGCUGGUGGAGAUGUCUUCUCGUGGGGGAAUGGUGUCGAUGGACAGUUAGGUCACGGAUCUGCAGUGAGUGAGUGGGUACCUCGACAACUCGAAUAUUUCAAGGAUAUAUCAAUAACAGACAUUAGUUGUGGGGCUUCGCAUUCAAUGGCCAUCUCGCAAACUGGUGUAGUGUAUACGUGGGGGCGAGGUACUGAAGGUCAACUCGGAAUCGACUUGGAAGAUGAUUCAACUGCUGAUUUCGUUGAUAAAACUGUGUGUUUACCGCACCCGGUAGCAAUAUUAAAGGGCUCUACUCAUCGAGUCACUGUCCGUACUAUUGUAGCAAAGCACAACAUGUCGUUGGCACUUGAUGACAGAGACCGGAUGUUCGUGUGGGGUGAGAAUGACCUUACACAGCUUGGAGUUCUAUUAUCGUUAAAUACUGAAGUCGGUACGAGAGCGGUUGUACCCAGACCGAAAAUGCUGUCGUAUAUGGAUCUCCGUUCUCCGAAAUCGGCGACGUAUAACGCACCAACUUCAGCGUCGCUUGUUUCAAGUUUGCGUGAUCUUGUGGCAGCCGCAAAACCUGAUCCGAUUCGUUUAGGACUGACUCAUGUAGAUGCUGGAGAUCGAUUCACAAUGCUAGUUUUUAAGACCAAACCAGGAAUCGGCUGUACUAGUAACACUAUUGGUGAUGAAAUCAGCGAGACACUGGGUUCUAAGAUUUAUCCAGACACCAAGACGACUGUAGUUAAGUGGAAUUUCUCGCUGACAGAUGAUUUAGAUUUUCCAUCCCGGGAGUCUGCUUACUACCAGUUCAUGGUGAACUACAAAGUUUACCUGCGUCCAGCGGUUCCUAGAAGACGGGGAGAUGCUGAAGAAAUCGAGGAGGAAAUGGAUCGGAAUCGAAACAUGCAGCGACGAUCUCCUUACCGCCGCGGUCGCAUAGGAUCCACCAUCAGCAAGAGAGGAAGUCUACCAACGGUGGAUCCGGAAAGUCGAUUCAAAACGACGAACGACGAUCAUUCUGACAAUACUGGAGUAUACAGUUCUCAAGCGCACGGAUUUAAUUCGUCCCUAGAAAAGGACUUAAUAUCACCUUCGAGCAUCACAAUGGUGAAUCGUUUCUUUGCUCCGCCAACUUCAUCAAAAAAAGAAGAGGUUAGAUAUGCUAGCUGCAGCAGUACAACCAGAAUCAAUGACACACCAAGCAUUCCGGUGAAGCCUCAACAGCCUAGAAGUGGUAUGUGUCGAGAACGUUCCAUUCGAAGACCCACCGUAUCCAUCGGACCAGCAUCUUUUCCACCUGUGAAUAACCAGGAUAAGUUAUGA